Messenger RNA from Mya arenaria, 2427 nucleotides. RefSeq lists its product as uncharacterized. The record is from RefSeq and is a predicted model, not a curated record. Gene Ontology annotation, molecular function: iron ion binding; C-4 methylsterol oxidase activity. Gene Ontology annotation, biological process: sterol biosynthetic process. Lineage: Eukaryota; Metazoa; Mollusca; Bivalvia; Myida; Myidae.
AUGCCACGUCAAGCGUCAGCCGAUCUUCGUAAGAUGACGUUUUCUGAGUGCAGUCUGACGUCAUCAUCGGAAGCAUCUCCAGGAUCUGAAAUAGUGACGUCACCAGCUGGCCACUGCAGCGAAUGGCUAUUAUUCAUUGUCUACCUCGGUCGAGAUAAACUUCAGUCGCUGCUGGGCCAUGCGGAAGCGGGUAACUCGACGCACGUCACUUCCGCCGGGAUGCUUGAGCGCCUGGGGCUGCGGGACCUGCAUUUUUACGUGUUGUUCGCACUGUUUGUUUCGUUCUCGCUGUACUGGGGCAUCGGGCUGACUUUUGACAUGUACUUCUAUAAGAACGGGAAACACAUGGCAGACACAUGGAAGUGCCAGCCAGAGCGGUGGCUGACUCGCUCCAACGAGUGGCACGAGUUUCUCUUGGGCUCCUUCAACAUGAUGCUUGGCUCAGUGAUCUCUGGGAUCAUCUCGUGUUACAUCAUGAAUGGAGGCCGGUGCACCCUAUACAUGGAUCCUGGUCAGUACGGCUGGGCAUACCUUCUGCUCUCAAUUCCUGUUUUGUUUAUGUAUGGUGAGGCUGUCAGCUACUAUCCACACAGGCUGUUCCACUAUCCCUGGUUGUACAAGAACGUCCACAAGAUCCAUCACCGGUACGGGAGCCCUACCCUUUACAGCGCGGUAGCCAUGCAUCCGCUCGAUUUCCUGAUGUAUCAGACCUUUCUUGGCCUGCCCGCGUUCAUCAUCCCCCUUCACGCAGUGGUGUUUGUUGGCCACUUACUCUACGGCUACUACUACGGCAUGAUGGACCAUUCAGGAAUCAAGAUGGACGCCGUCUGGCCCUGGCAACCGUCUUCCAUGUUUCACGACGACCAUCAUAGACACUUCCACUGCAACUUUGGUUUUAACACACUGCUUUUUGACCGGCUACAUGGAACGCUUCGGCGUCAAAACCGGAAGUACGGAGAGAAGGUGUUCGGCGGGCACGGCCGACAGGAAGUAGGGACUGGAAGUGAGGCGCCGUUUCACGAGUAUUCCACCAGCAACUUGAUUCCGUUCACAUAAUGAAGACCCGCCAACUGUGAUUGAAAGAAUUCUUUAAUUUACAAACGCUAUUGUUAUAUAAUUAACUUGUUUAGGUAUUAUUAUUUUGCUUUAUUCGUUGUUAUCAAUAUUUUGUAUAAAAAAUAAUAUUAUAAGUUGUGAAGAUAGCUCUGGUUCACUAUUUAAGUAUUAAUUGCUAAACAAAAUGUUAUCUCAUUAAGAACCCCAAAAGGCAAAUGUCAACAAUAACUAAGUGCUUUGUCCCAGUUUUGGUUCAAGUUCAUAUGCACCCAUACAGGCAACUGUCAACAAUAACUUCGUGCGUUGUCCCAGUCUUGUUUCAAGUUCGAAUGCACCCAAGCAGGCAAAUGUCAACAAUUAGUUCGUGACUAGUCGAAAUUUUGUUUCAAAGUUCAUAGUUUCUAUCAUUACCAUUACUUUACCAUCAUUGAUUAGUUUUGCGCUUUAUAUAGUAAUAUAGGACUCAAUUUGUUUUACAUGAAUAUCAUUGAUAGGAAGCACAAAUGCAAUUGUUACGAAGCUAGCUUAAGUCUUGGCACUUCUGGUUGUACGGGCUAUGACAAUUUUUGCAAGAAUUUAUUCGAGCCUACCAGAAACUGAAUGUGUCAUAUUUAAGUUGGCAUCACGUGUUUUAAGUUGGCAUCACGUGGUUUAAGUUGGCAUCACGUGGUUUAAGUUGGCAUCACGUGGUUUAAGCUAGCAUCACGUGUUGAAGUUGGCAUCACGUGCUUGAAUAGUAAAAUUAGUUAAUUGUAGUGUUUAAAUAUUUAAUAUGUGUUACUAAGUUCAAAUUGAUUUUCAGUGAUGUGGUUAAUUGCACAGGGGCAGGGUUCAUAUAGAAUAAUAGUAUAAACAAUGUUGUUAGUUAUUUCUAGUAACAAUUCCCACGUCAUUGUUAAUAAGCCUUGGAAUAUUUAUUUAUCUUGUUUGGGCGGAAGGGGCGUAGUCAUGGGGUGUAGCAUUACUACGCACCCUGUCCCUGUUGUUAACCGCAUAUGAAUAAUUUAUUUAUGUCUUUUUUGUUGGAAAAUAUUUGUUUCCAGUGAAUUUAUUUGCACGUAUGUUGUAUUACUAUGUGCAUCUGCUCAACGUUAGAUAAUUUAAGGUAUAGAUAUAUGUAAAAUAGGUUAGUUAGGGCCCAACCAAAAGUGUCCUAUAGUGAUUACCCUGUUCGUCCGUCUGUACUUCCGUCUGUCUGUCCUUUCGAAAAAAAAUAGGUGGUAGAGGAAAUGCUAUCUCAUAGUAAUGUAAUCUCUAUCAGGUAGUAGGGUAAUUCGCUUUUAGGUGUCAGGGCAAUUUGCCAUCGGCAGGUAGGGCAAUUUGCUAUCAGGUGGUAGGGUAAUUUGCUAUCAACUAGUAAGGGAUUCUGGU